Molecule: messenger RNA, 1633 nt
Organism: Pyricularia grisea
Lineage: Eukaryota; Fungi; Ascomycota; Sordariomycetes; Magnaporthales; Pyriculariaceae
Exons: 4
Coding region: 73-1452 (459 amino acids)
Biological process (GO): carbohydrate metabolic process
Molecular function (GO): hydrolase activity, hydrolyzing O-glycosyl compounds
Source: RefSeq, a predicted model, not a curated record
UGGAGAAUUAAAAAAACGCCGUCCUUCAGAACUCGGGAUCUUCAGGUGCAAAACUUCUGUCCAGGUUUCACCAUGAGUUACCUCGCGGCCCUCUCUGUCUUCUCAGCCCUGCUCAUCUGCCCGGCCGCCAGCCUGGCGACCAGACAGACCACGGCCGGGACAGCCACUGUCAACCUCACGACGUCAAUAGGGCAUGCCAAGUGCCUGGGCUCAGGUUUCAUCUAUGGCUGGCCCGACAACGGCACCAGCGUUGACACCAGUAUUCCAGACUACCUGGCCCAAGGCAUCAGGUUCAACUCGACCCGCGCAGGUGGCGCCCAGAUCGCCGCCCGCGGAUGGGCUGGCGGCUUCGACGGCUAUAAGGAGCGCUUCAACUCGGCGCUCUCCAACUACCGGACCACGCGCAAGUAUGGCGGCGACUUUAUCCUUCUGCCGCAUGACCUCUGGGGCGCCGACAGCGUCCAGAGUUCGGGCACGGCGUUCCCCGGUGACAAUGGUAACUGGACCGACGCUUACCUGUUUCUGGACCAGCUCGUUGCGGACCUCAAGGCCAACGACAUGCUUGAAGGGCUGGUCAUUGAUAUUUGGAACGAGCCAGAUGGCUCGUCGUUUUGGGCACGUUCGUGGCAACAGUACCUCGAUUAUUACGUGAAAGCUCACAAUUAUAUCAAGACCCAGCUGCCGCGGACUCUCAUCAGUGGGCCAUCUAUGGCCAACGCCCCGACUCUAACUGAUGACAAAUGGAAUUCAUGGAUGUCCACUGUCGUCGGCAACGCCACCAUCCCUAACAUCUGGUCCUGGCACCAAAUCUCCAGUACUCGCGAUCUCGACCUUGUCGUCCCAGACUUCUACACCCUUCUCUACAACCACAACCUCCCCGAGAGACCCAUCGACAUCAACGAAUAUGCGUGGCCGUCGGAGCAAACCCCAGCACACAGCGUCUUCUACAUUUCCCAGCUCGAGCGACAUAAUCUCCGCGGCCUCCGCGCGAAUUGGGGGUCCGGCACGGCGCUGCACGACAACAUGGCCGACCUAGUGUUCCACAACACGACCACCAGCUCGUACAGCCCCAACGGCGAGUGGUAUUUGUACAAGUACUACGCCGACAUGGUGGGCGAGCGAGUCGACACGGCCGCGUCGGCCGACGCCAAGUCUGAUGUCUUUGCCGUCGUCGACGGUGGUGUCGCCAAGAUUCUGACCGGCACGAGGAGCGUCCAGGGAACCUACGAGGUUGUGGUCUCUGGCCUGACCCGACUGGGUCUCCCAAAAGAUGGUACCGUACAGGUUCACACGCGCCGCUUUGACUGGGCUGGUGCCAAGGUCGAUGUUGGCGGGCCGGUGGAUUUGGGCAAUACCACAAUGAACUAUUCUUCCGAUACCCUAACAAUUUCGGUCACCUACCCUACAAACGCGACGGCAUUUGCUUUCGAACUCUCCAGCGUAAAACAGUAGACGGUUUUUGUUGGAAGAACGGGCCUGGUCGUAGUCUGGGUAGGGAAUAUCUUUGAACUACGGUGGGCGGGGACAUUAACGACGAGCCCAGUCCGCUUUUUCGGUUCACACCAUUAAAUGCCGCAAUAAAACUGUAAUAACAUUGGAAAUUUGAUAUGAAGCAUUUGACGUGAAAAUAUUU